UUAUUUUUAUAGACUUUUUCUAAAGUACCGUCAGUAAGCAGUGAUAGCAGUAAUAACAAUAGACAAACAGCCAUUUUUAUAAGCAUAGAGCUAGUGAAAUAUUGCAAGACACUCAUCAAGCCGCUGGGGGAGGAAGUGUCAGGAUGGCACCCAACGGACGAAUUCGCAAGCGUAAACAUAAAAUCCAUACAAGUGGCGACAUGCCGACGACAACAAGAGCAACUACAACAACAGCAACAACAACGGCAACAGCAACCAUAACGCCAACCGAAGCUGAAGCUAAUUUAAGCAGCAGUGAAGCAACGUUAGGAGCGGCCUCUUCAGGUUCCCGGCCGUGGCCCAUGUCGGAUGCUGCAAGCAGCUCCAAUAAUUUCACGCAUAAUUUGGUCGAUUUGCGAAAACUCUUGAAUUUCAAUGAAUUGCAAGGCAGUAGCAACCCCAGCCACAACAACAACAAUAUCAAGAAGAGCAACAGCAGCAGCAAUGACAGCAGUUUCUCAAGUAUAUCGAGUGCUAUUAAAAUGAAUAACGGUGCCAUUACGGACACACUUUUGGGCACUGUCUUGACCACAGCAACAGCGACAGUGGUGCCCGCCGCCAGCUCCUUGUUAUCAACAAUUGCCGCCGUCAACAACAGUCUCAACAGCAGCAGCAGCAGCAGCACAACAAGCACAUCCGCAUUUGCCGUUGUAUCCGCAUCUUCCACUUCCCCUAGCCAGCUGGCAAUGGCCUCGCUUCAAACUGUCAUAGCCAUGCCAAGCGGCACCUCAUCCACCUAUUACGCCAACUUGCUGAGCAUGUCGCCGGCCACCACCAGCCUGCUCUCGGCAGCAGCAGCCACCAGAUCCUACAACGACAGCAUGCUACGCUGGGAGUCGCUCGAUGGUACUGUGGACUUUGGUUUCGAUCCGCUAUAUCGCCACUCCCUGGCCAUGUCCAUUGUUUAUUGUGUGGCAUAUAUUCUUGUCUUUCUGGUGGGUCUCGUCGGCAACAGUUUCGUGAUUGCUGUGGUCCUUCGCGCUCCUCGAAUGCGCACCGUUACCAACUACUUUAUUGUCAACCUGGCCAUUGCGGACAUCCUAGUGAUUGUGUUCUGUCUGCCGGCCACACUCAUUGGGAAUCUCUUUGUGCCCUGGAUGCUUGGCUGGUUGAUGUGCAAAUUUGUGCCCUAUGUACAGGGUGUCUCGGUGGCGGCUUCGGUUUACAGCUUAAUUGCCGUUUCGCUAGACAGGUUCAUUGCCAUCUGGUGGCCGCUGAAGCAGAUGACAAAGCGACGUGCACGCAUUAUGAUAAUCGGCAUAUGGGCAAUCGCUUUGGUUACCACCAUACCCUGGCUAUUAUUCUUCGAUCUGGUGCCCGCCGAGGAGGUAUUCUCAGAUGCGCUUGUCUCCACCUAUUCGCAGCCGCAGUUCCUCUGCCAGGAGGUUUGGCCCCCCGGCACCGAUGGCAAUCUUUACUUCCUGUUGGCCAAUCUGGUUGCCUGCUAUCUGCUGCCCAUGUCGCUUAUCACACUGUGCUAUGUGCUCAUUUGGAUAAAGGUCUCCACGCGCAGCAUACCCGGUGAAUUGACGAAGGAUGCCCAGUUGGAUCGCAUGCAGCAGAAGAGCAAGGUUAAGGUCAUCAAAAUGCUGGUAGCCGUGGUUAUACUCUUUGUAUUGUCCUGGCUUCCACUCUACGUCAUCUUUGCGCGCAUCAAGUUCGGCUCGGACAUAUCGCAGGAGGAGUUUGAGAUACUUAAGAAAGUAAUGCCGGUAGCCCAGUGGCUAGGUUCCUCCAACAGCUGCAUCAAUCCCAUUCUGUACUCCGUUAACAAGAAAUAUCGACGCGGCUUUGCGGCCAUCAUUAAGUCGCGCAGCUGCUGCGGACGACUCAGAUACUAUGACAAUGUGGCCAUUGCCUCCUCGACCACCAGCACACGCAAGUCCUCGCAUUAUCACGCCAAUAGCUCUCGCAAGAGUCCCAGCAGUCCUGGUUUGCGCAAGACCAAUGCAGUCUCCUACAUUUAUGAGCACAACUCGCUGCGUCGCCACAACCUAAUGAUGAAGCAGGACAGCAACUUGUCGCAACAAAUGUUGCUUAAGCAGGACUCCCACGGCUCGCGUCAAUAUCUCAUUAAACAGGAGAGCUCCUGCAGUGAUGCAUCCGGAAAUCGGCGUCUUCUUUGCCAGCAGGACAGCAAUGGUAGCAAGAUCUCAUUGUCCAAGCAGGAUUCGAUUGUCUCCUAUAUGGAAGCACGCCGUGCAGCGGCGCUGAAUAACCAAGAGUCCACAGUCACUCAACAAGACACAAUUUCCAUAGAGUCGCGUCGACCGGCAGCAUCAGCUGCGCUCAUGGAUAAGCGUCAAAAGUUUGUUAAGCAAGAUUCGGUAAUUUCUUUUGUAGAUCAGCGACCAGAGCCGCGACGUCAUCAGCUGGUUAAACAGGACUCGGUCAUCUCGUUUGCCGACCAGCGCCGUGGUAUACUUAUCAAACAGGACUCGUUGAUUGCAAAUCGUUCCGGCGAUGCGCCCACCCAUCAUGUGUCCAUACUAAAGAAAACCGACUCGCAGCUAAGCUAUGGCAGCUCCUCGCCCCGCCGCAAUGUCGAGUUACAGGAGUAAAUUUGAGUAUAAAAUUUACACACAUAUUUAAACAAACAACACUAAGUCAAGCAAACAUACAUACAUAUUUGGAAUAAUAUAUAAAACUUUAUAUUUGUUAUGGGAAUAAGUGUGCGUGGGCCAGCAGAGUGGGUGACGGGGGGUGUGUGAGCGCGUGUGGUACUGUGAUAGGAGCGGAAGAAGCUGGUGGCAAGGGUUUGGACCAAUUUGUUUAGGGGCGGGGCUUAGUUAAUAAACCGGAUUGCUUAGACGGUCACACAGAGACACCAAUUUAGACAUUAGAUGUUUUAUACGUGUUCCAAUAGUUCUAUAUAAACCUAUACACGCACACAGACACACAGAGACAAACAAAAAACACACAUACGCAAGCAUGAUUAGCUAGUACACAGACACAAACACACAUAUAUAUACGUAUAUACAUGGAACUACUCUUAACUAUACUUAUUCGUACGUAUACGUAACGUUACACAGUUUUAAGAUUGUUUGUACUCGUAAAUUGCUAUGGGGAAAGAGAUGCAAAGUUAGAGAGCGAAAGGAACAGCAGUCAGCGGGUUGUAGAGUAAGAGAGAGAGGGUGCAAUUUUUUUACUAUCAGCAGGCGAUUCAAGCUAAACAUUUUCUACUAAAGCCAGAGUGAAACGUAUCCUUGAUACGGCCGGAACAGUCCAGUAUCAAAUUUGAGAAAAAAUAAUGCAAGUACACAUAAAUAUAAAGAUAAAAGUAA
This is a messenger RNA of Drosophila busckii, 3323 nucleotides long. It is a transcript of the gene SIFaR, whose product is annotated as neuropeptide SIFamide receptor. The record is from RefSeq and is a predicted model, not a curated record. Gene Ontology annotation, molecular function: peptide binding; neuropeptide Y receptor activity. Bases 144 to 2600 code for a protein of 818 amino acids. The transcript has 4 exons. Lineage: Eukaryota; Metazoa; Arthropoda; Insecta; Diptera; Drosophilidae. Gene Ontology annotation, cellular component: membrane. Gene Ontology annotation, biological process: G protein-coupled receptor signaling pathway.